Messenger RNA from Rhinocladiella mackenziei CBS 650.93, 363 nucleotides. RefSeq lists its product as uncharacterized. The coding region runs from base 1 to 363 and encodes 120 amino acids. The record is from RefSeq and is a predicted model, not a curated record. Lineage: Eukaryota; Fungi; Ascomycota; Eurotiomycetes; Chaetothyriales; Herpotrichiellaceae. The transcript has a single exon.
AUGUCGAACUCGAACUCAUAUUCCGAGUUCAGCUACGUUGCCUCCUCAUAUACCUCAUCAUCUUUCUCCCAAUCCUCCUCCGCUGACCCCGAGGGCACGACAAAACGCUUCACCGAGACGAUGACCAGCAACGACCGGGACGGGACUUCAGUCCGCCGCACGCACGAGGAGACCGGCAAACCCACACUGCAGGAUGAGAUGUAUAUUCCCCCAGGAGGACGGACGAUUGAAGGCACUGGUGCGGCUGAGAAAGGACGUAUUGAGGAUGUCAGCGACGCCGACGCUGAGAGACACCGAGAGCGGGACAGGGAGUAUGAAGAGCGUAUGGAGGAGGAGUAUGCGAAGAGGGAGGGCGGUGCUUGA